AUGGUGACGGCUACUGUGCGGCGCCGUGCUGUGUGUGCCCUGACGCUCCUCCGUCUGCGGGGCACCGUCGGUGCGUCGCCAGCGAGUACGUUGGUGGAGGUUCGUGGUUCGGUAAUGACAAAGAGUUGGGUUGACGUGUUUGUGGCUAGAGGAAACGGACAAAUUAUGCAAAACGGCUUGAACCUUUUGACAUUCCCGAGGCGACUGCGGGCGACGGUGGUGACAGCAUCUGCCUCCUUGUCGAAUCGACGUACUUGGGCAGCCGUUGUGGAUCGCGCUGCGGGAGGGCCGGUGCCACGGGGGCAUGCUGCGUUCACGGCGCCUUUUGCGAUGCAGGGCAGUGCGCUGCGGCGAAAGUGGCAGGGUGUUUGA
This is a messenger RNA of Trypanosoma rangeli, 372 nucleotides long. RefSeq lists its product as uncharacterized. The coding region runs from base 1 to 372 and encodes 123 amino acids. NCBI's taxonomy places the organism in Eukaryota, Euglenozoa, Kinetoplastea, Trypanosomatida, Trypanosomatidae. The record is from RefSeq and is a predicted model, not a curated record. The transcript has a single exon.